This is a messenger RNA of Capsella rubella, 1172 nucleotides long. Its product is annotated as calcineurin B-like protein 2. The record is from RefSeq and is a predicted model, not a curated record. The transcript is spliced from 10 exons. Gene Ontology annotation, molecular function: calcium ion binding; kinase binding. Bases 219 to 899 code for a protein of 226 amino acids. Gene Ontology annotation, biological process: calcium-mediated signaling. NCBI's taxonomy places the organism in Eukaryota, Viridiplantae, Streptophyta, Magnoliopsida, Brassicales, Brassicaceae.
UUCAGGUUUUUAAUUUGUUUUACAGCUCUCAUUACCUCCACCUUUCUCGCACAGCUUCAACCACCAGAGCCGACUUCAGAUUUUUGAGAGAGUAUCAUCAAAUCAACGUUAAUCGGCUUUGCCCUUAACAGAUCAUAGCAUAGCUCCCGCGUUUUCUUCAGACGAAUUAGGAAAUGGUUGGAAGGCAUGGAGAGUUUUGAUUUGCGUCUUAAGAUAUCAUGUCGCAGUGCGUUGAUGGUUUCAAGCAUUUAUGCACCUCUGUUUUAGGGUGUUUUGAUCUUGAUUUGUAUAAACAGUCUGGUGGCCUUGGAGACCCUGAGUUGCUUGCAAGAGACACUGUUUUUAGUGUGAGUGAAAUAGAAGCUCUUUAUGAGCUCUUUAAGAAAAUCAGCAGUGCCGUCAUUGAUGAUGGGCUAAUAAACAAGGAAGAGUUUCAGUUGGCUUUGUUUAAGACAAAUAAAAAAGAGAGCUUGUUUGCAGAUCGGGUUUUUGAUUUGUUCGAUACAAAGCACAAUGGAAUACUCGGGUUUGAGGAGUUUGCCCGUGCUCUCUCCGUGUUUCACCCAAAUGCACCUAUAGAUGACAAAAUCCACUUUUCAUUUCAGCUAUAUGAUCUUAAACAGCAAGGGUUCAUCGAACGGCAAGAGGUGAAACAAAUGGUUGUAGCUACGCUUGCUGAAUCUGGAAUGAAUUUGAAGGAUACUGUUAUAGAGGAUAUAAUCGACAAGACGUUUGAGGAAGCAGACACAAAACAUGAUGGAAAGAUCGAUAAGGAAGAGUGGAGAAGCCUUGUUCUUAGACAUCCCAGCCUUCUGAAGAACAUGACUCUUCAGUAUCUCAAGGAUAUCACAACUACAUUUCCAAGCUUUGUGUUCCAUUCUCAGGUUGAAGAUACCUGAGAAAAACAAAAACAAGCAGCAAGACAUUGUUGUACUGUUGAAGGUUGUUCUUUCGUUAUGGUUUUUGACUUCUUUCAUCUCUAAAUCUCUAAAUCUCUAAAUCUCUGAACUCAUUUAUUCUUUAUGGAACUUUUUUUGUGAAGCAAAAUUCCCUUCUUUGUCCUUUUUUGGAUUUCGGUCGGCCUAUCUGUAGAUACAACUUUUGCAUGUUGACCUUAUGAUAUGUAAAGUUUUUUUAAAGUUUAUUAAUCCAAGUAAAAAGAUUUGCUUCAA